UCUCUGCCACUAAUUGCUUUCAGCUAAGAUUAAACAAACCUGCUAAUCUUUGUCAAAAAGUGAGAUGCCAAUAAACUAAACAAAUGUUUCCGGCCCCUAUAAUAAUGUCCUCUCCCAUCUCCAAACAAACCAUCCCUACCUAUCUCUCUCUCUAAGAUGGAAAUGGACAGAGAAAGAGCCACUGUUCUCCCCAUUGUCUUGUUCUUAUUACUCUCAUGUUGCAGUGUCUACUCAUUGUCGGAAAAUCCGUUCACAGCCAAAGCUUCCGCAAUUAGGUAUUGGAACACACACAUUUCCAACAAAAUCCCUAAAUCCCCGUUCCUUCUAUCCAAAGCCUCGCCAUUAUCAUCGGUGGAAUCGGCGUUCUUCGCCAAGCUCGCCGCGGAAAACGCCCUCUCCGCCCACCUCGCCGCCUUCUGCGCCGCCGCGGACCUCUUCUGCCUCCACGAUGACUCGAAGGCGGCGGUAGGGGAAAACCACCGGAGCGACGCCGACUUUGCCUUCUACACCAACAAGCAGUUCGCCAACUACGGCGGCGCCCGCCUCGGCGGCGCGGAUCAGUUCAAGAACUACUCCGACGGCGCCAACUUCGCCACCGGCUCCUUCUCCCGCUACAGCCGCGGCUCGACCGGCCACCGUGAGGGCUUCACCAGCUACGCCGACGACGGCAACGUCGCCACCUCCAACUUCUCCUCCUACGCCUCCUCCGCCACCGGCGGCGGCGGCGAUUUCAAGGCCUACAUGCCGCGGGUCAACGUCCCCGACCUCCGCUUCGCGUCGUACGACGCCGACGCCAACGGCCACAAGCUCACAUUCUCGAGCUACGCCGACGACACCAACUCCGGCGACCAAGCAUUCACUAGCUACGCGAAAAACGGGAACAACGCACCGGUUGAUUUCACGCGCUACGGCGAGACGUCAAACGUCGUCGGAUCGACGUUCACUGGCUACGGCGAGCUGGCCAACUCGGCCAAUGAUUCAUUCAAGGCUUACACGAGCGACGCCAACAAUCCCUCCAAUAAUUUCAAGAAAUACGGCGGCGGCGGCAACGGCGGCACCGAUUCCUUCGUCGGCUACCGCGAUUCCGCCAACGCCGGUACCGAUUCGUUCCAAUCUUACGGCCGGGAUUCGAGCUCGGAAAAGACUAAUUUCUUGAAUUACGGCAAAUCGUUCAACGUCGGAACCGAUGUGUUCAAGGAGUAUGGAAAGGGGGCGUUGGAUCAAACUGUUGGGUUCAAGAUUUAUGGCGCCAACACCACAUUCAAAGAUUACGCUAAAAAGGGCGUCACAUUCGCCGGUUAUACUAAACCAGGAGCUAGCGACGGCGACGGCGAUUCGAAAACGGUCAGAAUUGUUCAAAAUGGGGUGGAAGAAGGGAAGUUCUUUAGGGAAAGCAUGUUGAAAAAAGGGAAAGUGAUGAAAAUGCCCAACAUUCGUGAUUGGAUGCCUAAAAGGUCGUUUCUACCCCGGGCCAUUUUGUCCAAAUUACCCUUGAUCUCAUCGGUAAACGAACUCAAACGAACUUUUAACGUUGGCGACAACUCCACUAUGGAGCGUGUGCUGGCAAACGCCCUGGCUGAAUGCGUGCGCGCGCCCAGCCCGGGCGAGACCAAACGGUGUGUCGCCUCGGUUGAGGACGUGAUCGACUUUGCGGUCUCGAUCUUGGGAAGCGACGUGGUGGUCCGGACGACCGAGACGGUGGAGGGGUCGGGGCGGGAGGUGAUGAUUGGGGAGGUGGAGGGAGUGAAUGGUGGGAGAGUGACGAAAUCGGUGUCUUGCCAUCAAAGCUUGUACCCAUACUUGCUUUACUAUUGCCACUCGGUGCCCAAAGUAAGAGUAUACGAAGCGGACAUCCUUGAAGUAGAGACUAAGGCAAGGAUCAAUCAUGGGACUGCCAUCUGUCACUUGGAUACAUCCACGUGGAGUCCACGUCACGGCGCUUUCGUGGCGCUAGGGUCCGAACCGGGAAAGAUCGAGGUCUGUCAUUGGAUUUUUGAGAACGACAUGACUUGGACUAUUGCGGAUUGAUUGGUUUUAUAUUUUUUGUGAACUUUGUGUGUUUGAGGAUAAUUGUGUUUGGACUUCUCCAUAUAGUGAACUUUUUGGACAUUUUUUA
Messenger RNA from Salvia miltiorrhiza (redroot sage), 2116 nucleotides. RefSeq names its product polygalacturonase 1 beta-like protein 3. The coding region runs from base 157 to 2028 and encodes 623 amino acids. Lineage: Eukaryota; Viridiplantae; Streptophyta; Magnoliopsida; Lamiales; Lamiaceae. The transcript is spliced from 2 exons. The record is from RefSeq and is a predicted model, not a curated record.